Molecule: messenger RNA, 423 nt
Organism: Pipistrellus nathusii (Nathusius's pipistrelle)
Lineage: Eukaryota; Metazoa; Chordata; Mammalia; Chiroptera; Vespertilionidae
Source: the annotation of a GenBank genome assembly
AUGUCGAAGAGAGGACGUGGUGGGUCCUCCGGGGCCAAAUUCCGGAUUUCCCUGGGUCUUCCGGUGAGAGCCGUGAUCAACUGUGCCGACAACACAGGAGCCAAAAAUCUGUACAUUAUCUCUGUGAAGGGGAUCAAGGGACGACUGAACAGGCUUCCUGCUGCCGGUGUGGGCGACAUGGUGAUGGCCACAGUAAAAAAAGGCAAACCAGAGUUUCAAAAGAAGGUACAUCCAGCGGUGGUAAUUAGACAACGGAAGUCAUACCGGAGAAAAGAUGGCGUGUUUCUUUAUUUUGAGGAUAAUGCGGGGGUCAUAGUAAAUAAUAAAGGGGAAAUGAAAGGUUCUGCCAUCACAGGACCUGUUGCAAAGGAGUGUGCAGAUUUGUGGCCCAGGAUUGCAUCCAAUGCUGGCAGCAUUGCAUGA